UUCCCCAAUCGGACAAUCUAUUUUCUAGAGGUAGUCAGAGGGGGGCAGCCAAGAUCAAAAUCUUCUGUAGCGACUCGAUCGGAUCUCCAGCCGACGCCGGCGACCAUGGCUCGCCGUCACCACCUCGUCGUCCUCCUCCCUCUCCUCGCGCUUGCCGUCUCCUUCGUGGCCGCCGCCCCUGAGGGACAUGGAGAUGCCGCCGCCGCCUUCAUCGACGGCGCGCCGCACCGCUACCUGCGGGAUCAGCAGGACGACCAGGCCACGUCGAUGUCACUUGAUGAAGUUUCUGCAGCUGUUUCCGUCUUGCUUGGUUUUGCACCACCUGCCAUGCUUCCCGCGCCUUCUUCUGCAAAGUUAAACAAGCUGCUACUCCCAAAGCCAUUUGACAGGCCUCGUGCUGUUUUCUUGAUGCAAAUUGAUGGAUCCCAUGACUCUGUCGAUAGCUUCGUAUCUGAUGCCGGUAGUAUUUACAAAACCAAGAUUGAGGGUGCACAAAAUGCUGCUACAGGGCUUACAGAUAAGGAUGAAUUGAUUGUCAUUCGUUCAGAUGAAUCUUCUGGAUCAGAUGUUCUUGAUAAUGAACUCACCGACUUGGCAACCUGGUUGGAGGGAUCCUACCAGAAGGCUGAUGGCAAAUUAAACAUCCCCUUGAAGAGUGGAAACAGUUUUACUUUGCUCCUCAAUAAGGAAGUAGACGUUGAAUUUGCAUCCAGCUUGAUCUCCCUUCUCAAAACCAUCAAAAGGGGUAUUCAGGUUCAUGAAGAUUUCUCAGGAGGCAUCGUGAGCCCUGCAGAGUUAUUAGUAUGCCGCUUCACGGGCAUUAAGGCUCUGGAAGAUGAAUAUGGUUCUGCAGAAAUUGUUAAGCAGGGAGCUGAAGUAGUUCAGACAGCUCUCACCAAAGCAUUUGAUCAAUUGCAGGGAGCAUAUAACGGGAAAAUUGUUGGGCUGGUAAUAUCCACUAAGGAGGCUUCAACAUCCUUGGCAUCCAUCAUCGAUGGACCAUCUUCAUUGCAUAUCUCAAGACGGCUUGCAGAAGCAUCGAAAACUAAUGCUACAGCUUCUAUAGCUGCUAUAUAUCUUGUUAGAUUGAGUCUUGCAUGGAUUACAGGGAUCAUCCUCCUUGUCUCAACUCUCAUUGGGAUCUGCCUGCUCAUGAACAUGCCGCUUACCAGGGACACGCUCCUAUAUUCAAAUGUCAAGAUGGAUUAGUUUUACAUAUGAAUUUUCGCACGAUGGCAUGGAAGUUUUCAAUAGUCAUGCUUGGUUUUUUCCUUUGGACCUUGGGUUUACAGUAGGGACGCUGAGUGUGGGCUUGCUGUUCACCCACCACCCAGUGUAGCAUAAAAAUACUGUUGCUAUGUGAACCGUUCAUCUAGAAUUGUACUGCCAUUGCCUGCAUGGGCUUCUCUCAUUUUCCCGUAAAUAAAUAAAAAACAAUCGAGAGGAGUGUAUUUUGUUAAUAUCAGCGAAGAUUGUACUAUAUUGUUGUAAAAACCCAGUAUCUGAAUAAAUUCGCCACUUGGAUAUUCAUUGGGAUA
Molecule: messenger RNA, 1538 nt
Organism: Triticum urartu
Lineage: Eukaryota; Viridiplantae; Streptophyta; Magnoliopsida; Poales; Poaceae
Cellular component (GO): endomembrane system
Source: RefSeq, a predicted model, not a curated record